AUGAAAUUAGUCAAUAUCGCAAAUACAUUAUUAAUCAGAGGUGCUAGAAAGCAUGUUCCAUUAAUUUGUUUCCCAGAUAGACGUGGUCUUAAACAACAACCAAAACAAACUGUUGCAUCAGCUCCACCAGCUCAAUCACCAAAAUUAAACAAAAAUGCAAAUUAUAUAGAUUUUACCAAAGCACCAAAAAGAUUACCAAUGAGAAAAGACGAAAUGGAACUUGUUAUUGUAAAUAUAAUUUUGUAG
Molecule: messenger RNA, 246 nt
Organism: Dictyostelium purpureum
Lineage: Eukaryota; Evosea; Eumycetozoa; Dictyosteliales; Dictyosteliaceae
Exons: 2
Coding region: 1-246 (81 amino acids)
Source: RefSeq, a predicted model, not a curated record